Molecule: messenger RNA, 1089 nt
Organism: Chiloscyllium plagiosum (whitespotted bambooshark)
Lineage: Eukaryota; Metazoa; Chordata; Chondrichthyes; Orectolobiformes; Hemiscylliidae
Product: hydroxycarboxylic acid receptor 2-like
Biological process (GO): G protein-coupled receptor signaling pathway
Cellular component (GO): plasma membrane
Molecular function (GO): G protein-coupled receptor activity
Source: RefSeq, a predicted model, not a curated record
AUGACGGCGUUCACUGCAACAUCACCUACAAUGGACAACGGGACCCAACAAUGUAGUCGUGUGGGAGACGUUAAUUCUUCCUAUAAUCCACCUUUAAUAAUUAUAACCUUCGUCCUCGGAUUUAUUGGAAAUGUCAUUGCUUUGUGGAUCUUCGGUUUUCACGCAAAAAUUUGGAAACCAAACACAGUUUAUUCACUGAACCUGGCGAUUGCAGAUACUAUGUUAAUCUGCUGUUUACCGUUUCGAGCAGACUAUUUUAUCCGGGGGAAGAACUGGAUUUAUAGUGAUGCUCCUUGUCGUCUGAAUGUAUUUUUGAUUUCCCUAAACCGGGUAGGAAGCAUCAUGUUCCUCACAGCGAUGGCGAUCGAUCGGUAUUUUAAAGUGGUCCACCCUCACCACAGGGUGAAUACGAUGUCUACAAGGUGUGCAGUGAAGGUAGCCGGCAGCUUGUGGAUUCUGGCCGUGGCAAUGUGUUCACAUCUUUUAGCAGAACAUCGGUCUUUCAAACACGACAACCGGACAUACUGUGAACCCUUUGACAUAUCGCGGCCACUACGCCCGACAGCAAUUUGGACCGAUAUUAUUUUUAUUCUUUUCAAGUUUGCUCUACCAGCUUCAAUUAUCCUCUUCUCCACGUCCUGCAUCAUCUGGAAGUUAAAACAAAUGAAAAUUGAGUUGAGGAGUAAAUAUAAACGAGCGAUGAAGCUUGUGAUCGCUGUGGCUGCAGUGUUUGUGCUUUGUUUCUUACCCACAAACAUUGCUGUUAUUGCUGUGUUAAUCACGAAACUAAGAGGCGCUAAAGGCUGUAAAUCAUAUGAGACAGCUGUUCAUGUCUUUUAUAAUACACUAUUUAUGACAUAUCUGAACAGUGUCCUGGAUCCAGUUAUUUACUACUUUUCAAGUUCGACAUUCAAAAAUGCUUUAAUGAAAGCAGUUACUUCUCUGAAUCUAAACUGUUCCAAGUCAGAAACUGAUAGUGCGAUGCAACCAAAAGAAUCCACGGGACAAAUAGAUAUGGGUAAUUUAAAAAGGACAGCGGUCUGUCAUAAUUAUGAACCAUCCCGGUCUGUGUCUACUUUGUCUGCAUGA